This is a messenger RNA of Dreissena polymorpha, 2961 nucleotides long. RefSeq lists its product as uncharacterized. The record is from RefSeq and is a predicted model, not a curated record. The transcript has 7 exons. Lineage: Eukaryota; Metazoa; Mollusca; Bivalvia; Myida; Dreissenidae. Bases 174 to 2633 code for a protein of 819 amino acids.
AGAAAAAUAGUACAUGAAAUAAUAAAUUAAUUGGCUUUGUGUUAUUAAGUGGACAACAAUUGCGUUUAAACAGUGUUAAUUCUGUGAAAGAAUAUACAUUUUUGGAUCAAAUAAUAGUUUGAAUAGGAUAUUGCGUAUAUCUCUAACAGUUAUUUGUUUUCUUAGUCAAAGCGAUGCGUAUGUUGAAACUUAUGUUACUGUUAGCUUACAUAGCAGUAUUCUUCGUCCAGCCGACAAACCAGUCCUACGUGAACUGUGGCGGCCACAUCUUCAUUAUACCACGCUUAAAGUCAUCUCCAAAUGAAGCAGAAUUCAAAUGCCGAAAUCUUGGUUUGCACUUGGCCACGUUCCUGGACAAGGACGUCGUUGAAAUUGAACAGGCGUUGAUUAGCUGUGGUGAACUAGGACUCCUUACACGCGGUGAAAUGUACCUGAUUGCGCCACGAAAAAACGACAAUUGCACUUAUUUGAAAGUAAGUAAUGACGAAGGCAGUCUCGUUCAACAAGGCUUCGAAAUAUCAGACAACUGCUCUACGGAUUCUUAUCUUAUUUGUGACGCCAAACACAUGUCGCCCGGUUUCGAGGAAUGGUUUCAAACAGACGAUCAAGACGAGAGUCUUUUUCGCGUCUCACAAGAACAGACGAACUGCACAGAAUGUCUCAGUAAAUGCCAGAAAGUCAGUUUUGGAAUACUUGCGUCCUUUAGCGACUCAAUAAUAGAGGCUAUUUUGCGAACUAAUGCUACAUUCUUGACUAGUGUGGGGUUGCAGAUGUGGAUGAAGUCUUCCAAUGAUUCGUGUAUCCUUGUCAAUGGUACAUUCUAUGCCAUGAUCGAUACUUCUGCGAAAGAUUUGGAACUUCCGGGUCGUUGUGUCUGUCAAAAGUUCAUUCCAAAAUUUUUACCGAUGCAAGGUCGAGUGACGUCUAACGCGGUUACGACGCAUGCUUCUCAAACAACUGAUAAACUGACAACUGAUCAGGUGAUAAAUGAUAAGCUUACAACAAAUAAGAUUACUGACGAUACGCUUAACACCGAUAAUGCGACAACAGAUAAGCUGAAAACGGAUAAGGUGACAACGGAUAAGCUGACAACUGAUAAGCUGACAACGGAUAAGGUGACAACGGAUAAGCUGACAACAGAUAAGCUGACUACGGAUAAGGUGACAACAGAUAAGCUAACAACGGAUAAGGUGACAACAGUUAAGCUGACAACUAAUCAGGUGACAACGGAAAGGCUGACAACAGAUCAGGUGACAACCGAUAAGCUGAUAACGGAUAAGCCUACAACAGAUAAGAUGACAGCAUAUACGCUGACAACCGAUAAGCUGACAACAGAUUAUCUAACAACUGAUCAGGUGACAACGGAUAAGCUGACAACCGAUAAGCUUACAACCGAUAAACUGACAACAUAUAAGCUGACAAUGGAUAAGUUAACAACCGAUAAGCUGACAACGGAUAAACUGACAACAGAUAAGAAGACAACCAAUAUUGUGGCAACGGAUAAGCUGACAACGGAUGAGUUAACAACCGAUAAGCUAACAACAGAUAAGCUGACAACAGCUAAGCUGACAACAGCUAAGCUGACAACAGAUAAGCUAACAACUGAUCAGGUGACAACGGAUAAGCUGACAACGGAUAAGCUAACAACCGAUAAUCUGACAACAGAUAAGCUAACAACAGCUAAGCUGUCAACUGAUAAGCUAACAACUGAUCAGUUGACAACGGAUAAGCUGACAUCGGAUAAGCUGACAACAGAUAAGCUAACAACUGAUCAGGUGACAACGGAUAAGCUGACAACGGAUAAGCUGACAAUCGAUUAUAUGACAACCGAUAAGCUGAUAACGGAUAAGCUGACAACGGCCAAGCUAACAACUGAUAAGCUAACAACGGAUAAGCUGACAACGGAUAAACAAUCAACCGAUAAGCUGACAACAGAUAAGCUCACAACAGAUAUGCUGGCAACUGAUAAGCUUACAAAAGAUACGCUUACAACCGAUAAGAUGAAAAGUGAUUAUCUGAGAACAGAUGCGCUUAAGACAGAAAACCUUUCAACCGAUAAGUUGACAAGCGUUAAGCUGACAACUGAUACGCCCAACUGGCUGAUAGUUGAUUUGUUCGAAUAUCUGGUGUCAAAGGAUCGGUUAAAUUACAGCUCAGCUGUUUUGUUGUGCCGCGAUUUUAAUGCUACACUUAUGACUUUCACAAGCAUGUUAAGGUAUUUUCAAAUUAUUGAGCUACUUGCUCUCGCCAAGGAUCGCUUUUGGAUGAACGAUCAGAAUACCUCUUCCACCCAGUGCCUCACCAUGGAUACGGAUCAACGUCAUCUCGGAACGACUGAUUGCCUGGUGGAGUUCCCGUUCGUCUGCUCCAGAUUCAUAUAUCACGACAAUCCUUCGCAAGUCCUGUCGGAUCCUUCAUUCGUGAACAUGAUCAAAGAAAUGACAGUGAAGAAGAACGCUACUUCAAAGUCUACCAGGAUGCUGACAAGUGCACGGGAUAAUCGACUCGUUGCUAAAACUUGCGGUGGAUUUGCAAUUGCUUUGGUGUCCGGAGUUUUUAUAUUCUUGAUGUUCAGCGAUAUAUCCAUGGCUGUUUUAAAAUGUGUGCAAGUGUUAAGAUCACUUCUUCGGUGAUGCGCACAUUGACUCUGUUGCGACUGAACAGGGGUUUCUUUGAAAUCAUCGAUAGAUAUGCACACGUUUAAAUAUCCGUGUUUCGUUAUACUCAUCUGGUCCAAUGCACAAUAUGUAAUCUUUGUACGAGUUAGUAAGGGUGUCCAUGCCCUAUUUGAUGAUUGUUUUAAAAGAUGUGUGCAUUUUUAUAGAUCCUUUUUUGACCAUUUACGUGCCCCAUAUGAACAAUAGAAAUGGUGAAGUGGUUUGAAUUAAUUGUUUUUAUUUUAUUUUGCAACAUGUGUGCACAUUAUAUCAUAUUUAGCAAUUGAGUCUUUUCCUUAAAUAA